GGAGGCGGAUCAGUGAGAGUCAGAGCAGAGGAGAGGAGGGAGCAAAGAGAAAGAAGAGGAGGACAAGGAAAGAGAGUCAUGAGGCCUAUGCUGUUCCUGAGGAGGAUACAUGUAUGAAUGGAUGACAGGGAGACCUGGAGAGACAUGAGAUGGAUUCGUGGGAAGAUGAGCAGGCUGAGCAGCGCUCUUGUCUUAUUUGCGGAGACCGUGCCACAGGACUGCACUAUGGCAUUAUUUCCUGCGAGGGCUGCAAGGGCUUCUUCAAGCGCAGCAUCUGCAACAAGCGCAUCUACCGCUGCAGCCGUGACAAGAAUUGCGAGAUGUCGCGCAAACAGCGCAACCGCUGCCAGUACUGCAGGCUGCUCAAGUGCCUGCAGAUGGGAAUGAACCGCAAAGCAAUCAGAGAAGAUGGCAUGCCAGGAGGCAGGAAUAAAAGCAUCGGUCCUGUACAGAUUUCCGAUGAGGAGAUCGAGCGGAUUAUGUCUGGACAGGAGUUUAAGGAUGAUGCCAACAUGCCGGAACACACUUGGGGAAACAACGGCGACAGUGACCACAGUUCCCCUGGCAACGGCGUCUCUGAUGGGAAUCAGCCAUCGCCUGUAUCCACACUUUCAUCCAAUCGCUCUGUGGAGCUGAAUGGCUACACUGCUGCUUUGAGGGAACAGUACAUUGGCAAUGCAAUGGCCCAGCAUUACCAGUUCCUGCCUCACCUGUUUGGAUACGCCGCCCAGCCUCGGAGUCUGUACCCCCAGAGUCAUACCCUCAUCAGCCAGCUGGUGGCAGCAGAGGAACUGGCCCCGCUGGGCACACCCAUGCUCAUUGAGGACGGGUAUCGGGUCACUCAAGUGGAGCUGUUUGCGCUAUUGUGUCGGCUGGCGGAUGAACUUCUCUUCAGACAGAUCUCCUGGAUUAAGAAACUUCCUUUCUUUUGCGAGCUGUCCAUCGAGGACUACACGCGGCUCCUGAGCGCCACAUGGCAGGAGCUCAUCCUGCUGGCCUGCCUGACGGUCUACAGUGCCCAGGUGCUGGGUGACCUCGCCAACGUCACCGACAAAUACACCCCGUCAGACGACGAGCUGCAGAGUUUCAGUGAGGAUGGGAUGGAGGUGAUGGAGAAGCUGAUCUAUCUGUUCCGGAAGUUCCAUCAGCUGAAGGUCAGCAAUGAGGAAUAUGCCUGCAUGAAGACUAUCAACUUCCUUAACCAAGAUAUCCGCGGUCUGACCAAUGUGACCCAGCUGGAGCAGUUGAACAAACGUUAUUGGUACGUUUGUCAGGAUUACACUGAGUACAAGUACCCUCACCAGCCCAAACGCUUUCCCGAGAUCAUGAUGUGUCUGCCAGAAAUCCGCUGCAUUGCAGGGAAGUUGGUCAACAUCCCUUUGGAGCAGCUCCCCCUGCUGUUUAAGGCAGUAUUGCACUCCUGUAAGUCAAGUCUGAACAACUACAGGACAAGCUCCUCCCCCUGUGUGACAAAGGGUACCGCCCCUGCCAACUAGCCCCGCCCCCUUGAAAACACCCUCCCCAUCUAUUGCACGGGGGUGGGGUGUUAUCUGGGGGUGGGGCUCCCGGUAUCCUCCUCCUCCUCUCAUGAAUGUGACAAGAAACUAUUUUAUGCAUUUUGUUUAGAUUAGUGUUGUUUUUUCUCUCUAUUUAUUACCAGACAGAGCUGAAUGUAUGUUGAUCCAAACUGUGCACAUGCUCCUUUUCAAAUGAAAAUGCACAAAAAGCGCAGUGGAUUUCACACGCUUCAGUCCAACUGCGAUAUGUGACGUGUAACCACUGAUAGAUCUACUACUUGGUUUUAUUUUAUACCUCUGUUCACUUUCUACCGAUAGGGACAGAUAAAGGAAUUGUUUUAUUGAAAGACUACCUCAGGAAGAAAACGUUUUACGUGCUCCCUCUCUGUUUUGCGAUGCUCCGAGCCGUUAACGUCAACACUGUACCUCGUGUUUGAGAAGGUCUUGUCAUUUCUUACGCAUUUGCGGUGCGCUGCAGUUCUCAAACACACGCUCGGUAGUCACGUGACUUUAUCUUUCCAUACAAGGCUGCGAUGGAGAGCGUGAUUGUUUACACAAAAGAGAGGUGUACGGGAAUGUUUCAUAAUCAUAGGCUGGGGACGAAACGACAACAGAAUAUGUGCGUUAAUAUUGUUGCUUUCUUACUUUUUUUUUUUUGACCAAAGUGUUAUGCAAAUUUGGAGGGAAGUAAGCCCUUGUUGAAAAUACGAGAGACUUCUGGGGAGAACAGCGGUGUCCAUCAUUAAGCUGCACACUCUACAUGUUUUACACUCGGAGGCUGUUUACACGACAAUGUUUUCAACCAAAAACAAGAAUGAGACUGAAAACACAUAUUUUUGAAAAUGGGUUUCAAAGUGCAAGUUUUUAAUAACGCCACCAUUAUCGUUUCCGUGUAAACACCCCAAACCGGAAUCUUUGAAAACGGUGACGUCAUGCGCGUGCGUAGUAUGUGUUAGGUAUUUAGACAUGCACAGUUUGUGUCGAUUUUAAAGGCGAGCGCGAACAAACAUACACAGCAACGGCGGAGUACAUGGUACUGUUGUUGAUGCGGAGGCACAUCAUAUACAACAUAUAAUCGUCACUUCCC
Molecule: messenger RNA, 2604 nt
Organism: Cyprinus carpio (common carp)
Lineage: Eukaryota; Metazoa; Chordata; Actinopteri; Cypriniformes; Cyprinidae
Gene: nr6a1a
Product: nuclear receptor subfamily 6, group A, member 1a
Biological process (GO): regulation of DNA-templated transcription
Molecular function (GO): zinc ion binding; sequence-specific DNA binding; DNA-binding transcription factor activity
Source: RefSeq, a predicted model, not a curated record